Fomitopsis serialis is the source of this 3258-nucleotide messenger RNA. RefSeq lists its product as uncharacterized. NCBI's taxonomy places the organism in Eukaryota, Fungi, Basidiomycota, Agaricomycetes, Polyporales, Fomitopsidaceae. The coding region runs from base 1 to 3258 and encodes 1085 amino acids. The record is from RefSeq and is a predicted model, not a curated record. The transcript has 21 exons.
AUGAAGGCGAUCGAGUCGCUGCGCAAGAUCAGCAGCGGCGGGUAUGGUGGAGCAUUCCGUGAAGUGAGGUUCCAUCAGGAAAAACCUACUUGGCUUGGCAAGAUAUAUAAAUACUUGACAAGUCAUGUAGAGUGGUUCUCAAGCCAUACAUCGUCCAGCGACCGAACGGGUAUCAACAACCGCGUACACGUGCUAAGACGAGCUGCCGUGCGGCUAGACGGGGGCAUGACCAGCGAAGACCGGACAGAUUGCCGUCCGGCGCUGUCGAGUCGCGGAGCAUUCCCGUCUGGUGCGAAUAUGUGUUCAUGGAUACGUGAGCCGCGGAUGAAGGGGCUGCUGCACGAGUUCGGCGUGGGACUAGCGUCGGUGGUCAACAUGCCGAGAGGCUCAUCGCGCGCAGGACACGGGGGCGCGUGUGCUUGCGAGGUAGGGGUAGGGGGAGAAGCUGGUGCUACCAAUGGAGAUGGCGCGGAGGACGAGGAGCAUGAAUCCGCGGCGAGAGUUGACGGGCAGUGGGGCGGGUGUCCCGGUCGAGAGAUUUUGUCUCACUUCAUGGCAGACGACCACCUACAUGUCCUGACGCUUGGGUCCCAUCCGAAGGAAUUCAAUCAGCUUCAAUUCACUACGCACGGUUUAGCUCCGCGGUACCUGGGCAUACGAGAACUGCUUCCGCCUCUCCAGCUCGCUGAGACCCGGCUUCCAGAACCGCGACCAGCCGCGAGUCUCAUGUGCUCAUGCCCGCAGUGCGGUCCGAUGCUCUUGCACUUGGCUUCCAUCAUCCUCCGAAGUUUGCGCGACCACUACGACCGACGGAAGACUUUGAGAACCUCAUCCAGCGUGAACGUACUGCACCUUGGAAUGGCUACACGUCAGUCUCUCCGUAGUGCGGCACGCCAGCCCACCGGCCAGCCGACCACGAAGGCUAAGACUGGUCAGGCCGCUGUAAAGUCAGCGCCGGCUGCUAAGAAGUCCUCCACCGCUACGAAAGCCUCAUCGAAGGGCGCCACGGGUUCCAAGCGCGGCAGGCAGGAAACCCCAGAGAGAAAUGGCAAGACCUCCCAGCCCGACAUUCUGUCCCCGUCCGAGAAGCGGUUGUAUGACAAGUUGAAAGCGAAGAUGGAGCAGGCCGAGAAGCAGGCGGCGGCCGAACAUCAAUCCAACGUACGAAGGACGAGCACAGCUAUGUUGCUAGAGGAGAACACGUCUGGCGCAGAGGACGAGGAGGAUGAGGAUGAGCAACUGAGGCGCAAGAAGGUGAAGAAGAACGUGGAGAUCAAGCUCAGCGAGUAUGAAGAACAGGACGAGCUUGUCGAGGAGGAGGAGGUGGCAGCGGAGGCGGAAGCGGAAGCAGAGGAGGAGAUGCGAGUGGAGCCAGAGCGAGAGGUGGGCAAUGCGAACAAUGUGGAUAAUCCCCCAGAGGCACCUCUGCCUCCGCGCCCCAAACCUAAACCAAGGCCUGCGUUUGGUCGGAAGCCGGCGAACGAACCUGAGAAAGCCAAGAAUGACCGGGGCGACACUUUGCUCGACGCAGACGAGUGUAACCUUGCGACAGCUCUCGGUAAGCCUCAAUCGUCGUCAGCAACGUCAAAAAACAAUCCGAAGGCAAGGCAGCGAAACAACCAUGCUCAUGGGGACAGUGGGUCAGAAGACGACAAAGAGCAACGCACUAACGUCACGCAGCGUGCCAAAGCCAAGAAAGUGUGGUGCAUGGAUGCCGUUGUCAUUGACUCACCUCCAAAAAAGGUGAAGAUUACACAGCAGACGGUGGUCAACAAGAACAAGGGCAAGGGUGCGGCGGUCAAGACCAAGGGCAAGGGUGCAGCGGUUGAGAAGAACAAGGGCAAGGGUACGAGGGUCAACAAGAAGCAGAAGAAACAGCACGACUGGUUGGACACCGACACCGAGUCGGAGAACAAGACCGAGCCGGACGCGGACGAUACGGAAGAAGACCAUGAGUCGGACAGUGACUCGGACAGCAACAGCGACAGCAACGACGAUGAUUCGGAGGAAGACAGAGAUGCGGAGGACGAGGCGAUGGACAAGGACAGUGAGGAUGAAGUGAUUGUUGUCAAGGCCCCGAAGAGUAAGGCCGGGCAGUCCAAAGGCAAGAGAAGCAAACGUAGCAGCAGCAGCGCGGCCGGGCAGAAGUCCGAAGGUCGUCGUCGUGCGCAGGCCAGGGACAUCCCGGAGACCCUCAAGCCUAUUGUUACGUGCUCACAGAUGUACCUCUGCCUCCGCCUCUCACUCGACCACGCAUGGACCUCCGAGAAGACGCAGAACAUCAGUCAGCUGCCCCACAAGCACCUCGUCAUCAAGAGGGCCUUGAAGGACGCUCGCCGCCAUCGCGCGGAGGAUGGCAAGAAGAUUGAUUACCUUGUGUCAGGGUUCAAGACCCUGAAAAAGAAACGCAACCACGUUCUUCGCGAGAACGUCGCCAGUGUUGUGUGGACAGGCGCGUCUCAGCUCCGAAACGAGGUCAAGAAGAAAGCGAAGAUUGUGGUCGACAGUGCCUACAGCCUGGGAAGCCUCUCGACGCAGCACAGAGUCGCAGCCGCAACAUUCCUCCUCAAGUCGAACACACAGGGCAAAUUCUCAAUGCCGAAUUUUAUCUUCGGCGAAAUCGACAUCGCCUGGCAGUCGGACGAACCUUACGAGGUCGACAUGAAGGCGAGCGUCGUGAACCGCAAGAAACCGUUCCAGCACAAGGCGUUGUCCGACGUCAUUGUGCAGCACUGGUUCCAUGGACACAGGGACACUGCCCCUGUGUGCAAUGCGAUCGAGGCGGCGUUGGUGGACAUAGCCACAGGGACUCACCACUUCUCUAACAAGCUAUAUGCGGCCAAUGUUUCUCCCUCACGUCAACCAUCGGAGGUGUACCAAGCUCUGAAGGAGAUGAUGUGGACCAAUGUCAGCGCACUCAUCAAUGAGCAGCAAGUCUCGAGAUCGAAGGAUAAGCAAGACAUCGCUGACGAUGGUAGCCCUGGCGAGCAGUUCAUGCGUGGAGCGAUCCGUCAUCUCGAAGCCACAUCGUCGAAGCCGCCGUCGUCAAAGACGACGACGUCGAAGGCGCCUGAGGUCGAGCCUCAGGUCAAUGAAGAAGAAGCUGGGCGUGAGGCUUCCCACUCAAUCGCUGUAUCGUCAUCUCGCCGUGUCGCCGUCCAUGUCGCCGUCCAUGUCGCCGUCCGUGUCGCCGUCCGUGCCGCCGUCCGUAUCUCCGUCCAUAUCGCCGUCCUGCCAUCCGUGUCGGCAUUCGUCUAG